This is a messenger RNA of Argiope bruennichi, 786 nucleotides long. RefSeq names its product neurogenic differentiation factor 6-A-like. The record is from RefSeq and is a predicted model, not a curated record. NCBI's taxonomy places the organism in Eukaryota, Metazoa, Arthropoda, Arachnida, Araneae, Araneidae. The transcript has a single exon. The coding region runs from base 1 to 786 and encodes 261 amino acids. Gene Ontology annotation, molecular function: protein dimerization activity.
AUGGAAAGUGAUGACCAACACAAGAUUGACUCGAAAAAGAAAAUGCCUAUCAGCAAGAAGUCCGGAAGACGCUGGAGAUCGUGUAAGAGAGAAUCACCAUCGAGUAGCCGAUUCUACAAAACCAGAAUCCGUCGCCACAAAGCUAACGCCAGAGAAAGAAACCGGAUGCAUAGUCUCAAUGCUGCUCUAGACGCUUUACGAGAACGCAUACCCAUCCAGAAGAAAUCUCAGAAACUUUCCAAAAUCGAGACUUUAAGGUUGGCCAGGAAUUAUAUAGUAGCUUUGUCGGAAACCUUGAAAGACAGCACGAGGAUGGACGCUUUAGCAUUUACGAGAAUACUCUCCAGGCAAAUGUCUACUCCUACCAUCAAGAAUAUUGCGAAUAGUUUCAACGUUGACUGCAGCUUUCUGACAACGGAUAAACCCAAGUCCAGAAAGCAGACUUUGUCAACUUUAUAUUUCACUGGAGCCUUUGAUUUGAUUAGCGACACGGAUUCAAAUUUCGGAUUAAAUCUCUUCGAUGAUCGUCAAAUCAACAUAUUUUCCAAUGAAAGCAUGGCACUUCCUGCACCCUUUUCAAUAUUAAGUGUGAAUAAUUCCUGCAAUCCUGGAGAAUUAUCUCUACCUGGAAUUAAUUAUGUUCAUGAUCCGAAAUUAUGUUCGGAAACUGUUGAAACCGUACCGUUUCAGAAAGAAAUAACAUCGGAACAGCUUCUGUCAGUAACAGAACAGGAUUGCUUAAAAAUAGAUUCUUGUGAUUUGGAAUUUGACAGUUUCGAAGUGUAA